AUGAGGGCUCGCUGCCUCAAGGCAGCUGCCUGGGCCCAGUGGCGGGCAGUCUUUCCAGAUUCGGGGACCAGGAUGGCCAAAGAGGGGGAUCCCUGCUUGGCCACAGCCUCCCCUCAGCGGGCGAGUGCAGGGCUCGCGCAGGACAUCACACUGCCGGACUCUCCCCCAGACUCGGGCUCCGAGGCCUACUCCCCCCAGCAGGUGAAUGACCCCCAUCUCCUGCGCACCAUUACCCCUGAGUCCCUGUGCCACGUGGGAGUGCCCUCCCGCCUGGAGCACCCACCUCCACCUCCAGCCCACCUACCAGGCCCUCCGCCGCCCCCGCCACCCCCGCCUCACUACCCUGUCCUGCAGCGGGACCUGUACAUGAAGGCCGAGCCCCCGAUGCCCCCCUACGCUGCCAUGGGGCAGGGGCUGGUGCCCACGGAUCUCCACCACACACAGCAGUCCCAGAUGCUACACCAGCUGCUGAAUCAGCACGGAGCUGAGCUCCCCACACACCCCUCCAAGAAGAGGAAGCACUCCGAAUCACCUCCCAACACCCUUAAUGCCCAGAUGCUGAAUGGAAUGAUCAAACAGGAGCCCGGGACCACGACGACCCUGCCCCCGCACCCAGCUCGAGCCCCUUCCCCACCCUGGCCUCCCCAGGGCCCACUCUCCCCCGGCCCCGGUUCCUUGCCCCUCAGCAUCGCCCGGGUCCAGACGCCACCUUGGCACCCACCGGGUGCACCCUCACCAGGUCUCCUGCAGGACAAUGAUAGCCUUAGUGGCUCCUACCUGGAUCCCAACUACCAAUCCAUCAAGUGGCAACCGCAUCAGCAGAACAAGUGGGCAACGCUGUACGACGCAAACUACAAGGAGCUAGGUCCCCCAAAGGAUCCUUACUCGGAAUACUUCCCCAGCAACAGACGGGUGGACACCACGGAGCAGCUGAAAAGGAUCUCACGCAUGCGGCUGGUGCACUACAGAUACAAGCCUGAAUUUGCAGCCACCGCAGGCAUCGAGGCCACGGCACCAGAGACGGGUGUCAUCGCCCAGGAGGUGAAGGAGAUCCUGCCUGAGGCCGUGAAGGACACUGGAGACGUGGUCUUUGCCAAUGGGAAAACCAUAGAGAACUUCUUGGUGGUGAACAAGGAGCGCAUCUUCAUGGAGAAUGUGGGUGCCGUGAAGGAGCUGUGCAAGCUGACGGACAACCUGGAGACGCGCAUUGACGAGCUGGAGCGCUGGAGCCACAAGCUGGCCAAACUGCGGCGGCUGGACAGCCUCAAGUCCACUGGCAGCUCGGGUGCCUUCAGCCAUGCAGGGAGCCAGUUCAGCCGGGCAGGCAGCGUCCCCCACAAGAAGAGGCCCCCCAAGGUGGCCAGCAAGUCGUCAUCUGUGGUCCCAGACCAGGCCUGCAUCAGCCAGCGCUUCCUGCAGGGAACCAUCAUUGCCCUGGUGGUGGUCAUGGCCUUCAGCGUGGUGUCCAUGUCUACACUGUAUGUGCUGAGCCUGCGCACCGAGGAGGACCUGGUGGAAACCGAUGGCUCUUUUGCUGUGUCCACUUCCUGUCUUCUGGCCCUGCUCCGGCCCCAGCACCCUGGGGGGAGUGAGGCCAGGUGCCCAUGGUCCAGCCAGAGCUUUGGGACCACUCAGCUCCGACAGUCGCCUGUGACCACCGGGCUGCCAGGCACACGGCCCUCUUUGCUGCUGGUUACCACCGGCCUGAGCAGCUCAGCCCCAGGUCCUGUCAUCCCCACUUUGGACCUGUGCUCCAGCCGCCCUUGUCCAGUCAUCUGCUGUUCCUCCUCCACCCCCAGCCCUACCCCUGCCCCUAGUCUUGGCUCCAGCUUUAACCCUGGCCAUGGCCUCAGCUCCAGUCCCAGCCCCUCCACCAACCGCUCAGGCCCCGGCCAGAUGGCCCUCCUACCAGUCACCAACAUCAGAGCCAAGUCCUGGGGCCUGUCGGCCAAUGGUAUUGGCCACUCCAAGCAUCCAAAGAGCUCAGAGCCUCUGGCCAGCCCUGAAGUCCCCUUCCCUGGAGGGCAGGGCAAAGCCAAGAACAGCCCCAGCCUUGGUCUCCACGGCCGGGCCCGCAGAGGGCUUCCCCAGCCCGGCCUGAGCCCUGCUCGGCCCACUCGGGCCCAGGGCCAGCCAGCCUCUCUCCUUGCAGACCCAGUGCCCUCCCUGACCUCCAUCCAGGUGCUGGAGAACUCCAUGCCCAUUACUUCCCAGUACUGCGCUCCAGAGGAUGCCUGCAGGCCUGGAAACUUCACCUACCACAUCCCUGUCAGCAGCGGCACCCCGCUGCACCUCAGCCUGACUCUGCAGAUGAACUCUUCGUCUCCCGUGUCUGUGGUGCUGUGCAGCCUGAUGUCAAAGGAGCAGCCGUGUGAGGAGAGGGACUUUCCACAGAGCCUGCACACCUACCAGGACACCCAGGGCACGUCGCACCAGUGGCCAGUGACCAUCCUGUCUUUCCGAGAAUUCACCUACCACUUCCGGGUGGCACUGCUGGGUCAGGCCAACUGCAGCGUGGAGGCCCCGGUCCUGCCGGCCACAGACUACUAUUUCCACUUCUACCGCCUGUGUGACUGA
Molecule: messenger RNA, 2577 nt
Organism: Puma concolor (puma)
Lineage: Eukaryota; Metazoa; Chordata; Mammalia; Carnivora; Felidae
Source: RefSeq, a predicted model, not a curated record